Penicillium brevicompactum is the source of this 684-nucleotide messenger RNA. RefSeq lists its product as uncharacterized. The coding region runs from base 1 to 684 and encodes 227 amino acids. The record is from RefSeq and is a predicted model, not a curated record. Lineage: Eukaryota; Fungi; Ascomycota; Eurotiomycetes; Eurotiales; Aspergillaceae. The transcript has 2 exons.
AUGUCUCAAUCAAGCUGUCAGUUCAUCUAUUUCCGCGUCAAGUCUUCCGUCAAACCCGAGGAUGUGUCAAGCGAAGAAGGCCAGGCUCUACUGGACGUCUUUCGCAUGACGAAACAUCAGAGUGGCCAUCAGAGCUCAGCCUGGGGUCGCACAUCCGAAGAUCAAGACAUCAUUGUUUGGGUUUUGGACUGGAACGACCCACGCAGCUCGACAGAUUUGAAUCUUCUGGAUCAAUUCCUCGCCGUAGACAACGCGCAACCGCCGACCUCAGUCUACGUCACACUCAGCCCGCCCAUCUCUGCAACGGCAACCCUCACCCAAAAUCCAGUGACGGAGCUAUGCACGCUGCCAUAUGCAAGCACUCUUUCUGUGCUAGAGGCGAAGCAGUUAAAUGCAGAUCUGAUUAGUUUCCGCACUGCGUUGAUGGAGCAAAUGCCGCAGGUGGCGAGCCCGCGGUCAUGGGCGAUGGGGCAGCUUGACCGACCCUGCAAACUGGACCAUGCACACAGUCCAAGUGGAAAAGCCACCGUGCAUUUCUUGGCGGUUGGCUGGGACAGCGUGGAUGCGCAUCUGAGCGCAAAGGAGACCGCCAAGUUUUCUGAGGGUGUUGCGCCUCUCAUGGAGAAGAUGUUGGCACCUAUUCCAGGGUUAGAGAUGAAUCAUGUCAGUUUCCAAAAAGUCUAG